Pezoporus flaviventris is the source of this 581-nucleotide messenger RNA. It is a transcript of the gene COX7A2L, whose product is annotated as cytochrome c oxidase subunit 7A-related protein, mitochondrial. Bases 45 to 386 code for a protein of 113 amino acids. Gene Ontology annotation, biological process: regulation of oxidative phosphorylation; mitochondrial electron transport, cytochrome c to oxygen; mitochondrial respirasome assembly. The transcript has 3 exons. The record is from RefSeq and is a predicted model, not a curated record. Lineage: Eukaryota; Metazoa; Chordata; Aves; Psittaciformes; Psittacidae.
CGCAGCCGGUGUGCCGCCGGGGCCGCUCGCCGGUGCUGCCCGCUAUGUACUACAGGUUCCACGGCUUCACGCAGCGGCUGGUCGGGGCGGCGGCGGCCGAGGCCUACAACCCGCAGGGACUCAAACCAAUAGUUUCCACUGAAUCCCCAGCUCUGACAACAUCUAAACUUGCUUCAGAUAUACCAGCAACUGAUUCUUUCUUGGGUAAAAACAAGGUGCCAGACCUACAGAAACUUUUUCAGAAACCAGACGGGCUGCCAGUACACCUGAAACGAGGAGUUCCGGACAGGCUGCUUUAUCGGACCACUAUGGCUCUAACAAUAGGCGGCACGAUCUACUGUCUAGUAGCACUGUACAUGGCCUCACAACCAAGAAACCAAAAAUAAAUGAACCACAACUCAUGGGACUCAUGCCACUUCCCUGAAGGACCUCCUGCAUGUAUCUGCACUUGCUUUCAUUUGGUGAUCAUGCGGGCUUCGUUGUUCAGGUCACAUUUCCCGGAGAAAAGGGUAUUAAAAUCGGUUGCCUUAUGCGUUCUCUAGAAUCAGUGUAAACCAACAUAAAGACAUAUUUUAACAUGG